This is a messenger RNA of Hibiscus syriacus, 1820 nucleotides long. RefSeq names its product pentatricopeptide repeat-containing protein At5g10690. The record is from RefSeq and is a predicted model, not a curated record. The coding region runs from base 1 to 1809 and encodes 602 amino acids. Gene Ontology annotation, molecular function: protein binding. Lineage: Eukaryota; Viridiplantae; Streptophyta; Magnoliopsida; Malvales; Malvaceae. The transcript is spliced from 12 exons.
AUGCCUCAACUCCACGCGUUCAUGCUUUUGCCAUCUAAUUCUAAACCCUUUCCCCAUCACAAUAUUUUGUCGUCUUCAUCAUCUUUUUCUUCUUCUGCUCCAGCUCGACGUCGUUUCCCAAGGACUUUCUCUCCCACUAAGCCUCCCAAUCUCAAACGUCUCACCUCUCGCAUCGUCCAACUCACUCGCCGCAAGCAGCUUGAUCAGAUAUUGGAGGAAAUCGAGAACGCGAAGAGAGAAUACGGAAAACUGAACACCAUCGUCAUGAACGCGGUGAUGGAGGCUUGCGUUCAUUGUGGAGAUGUUGAUGUGGCUCUCAACAUUUUUAUCCAAAUGACUCAACCCCACAGUUGUGGCGUUGAUACGGUUACGUAUGCUACACUGUUGAAGGGGUUGGGUCGGGCUCGAAGGUUUGAUGACGCGUUUCAAUUACUUGAGUCUGUGGAAAAAGGCACAGCUGCAGGGAAGCCAAAGUUGUCAACACAGCUUAUCUACGGUUUGUUGGAUGCCUUAAUUGAAGCAGGAGACCUUCGCCGUGCUAAUGGUCUUCUUGCCCGCUAUGGUUUUCGUCUUCGUGAAGGAGGAAGUCCUUCAAUAUUGACUUACAAUUUGCUAAUGAAGGGAUACAUAAGCACAGGGUGUCCACAGGCUGCAAUAAACCUGCAUGAAGAAAUACUACUUCUUGGGCUGAAGCCUGAUAGACUGACAUACAAUACUCUCAUCUUUGCAUGUGUCAAGGCAGAAAGUUUAGAUGCUGCAAUACGAUUUUUUCAGGAAAUGAAGGACAAAGCACAGCAGUUAUGCCAUUCAGAUCUUUACCCGGAUGUUGUUACUUACACCACACUAUUGAAGGGUUUUGGGCAUGCUAAGGAUCUUCAUUCAGUUCAGAAGAUUGUGAUGGAGAUGAAAUCUCGUCACGAUUUAUUCAUUGAUCGUACUGCAUUUACCUCAAUGGUUGAUGCCAUGCUAAAUUGUGGUUCAAUCAAGGGUGCACUUUGCAUAUUUGGAGAAAUAUUAAAGCGGGCUGGUGCAAAUGAGGGCUUGAGGCCAAAGCCUCACCUUUAUCUCUCCAUGAUGCGUACUUUUGCCGGUCGAGGGGAUUACAAUAUGGUUAAAAAACUACAUGAGCGCUUGUGGCCAGAUUCCGCUGGAACCAUCUCCCUGGCUGUUCAACAAGAAGCUGAUCAUCUUCUUAUGGAGUCUGCUUUAAAUAAUGGACAGAUUGAUGCAGCUUUGGAGAAUCUUACAAAAAUUAUUAACAGAUGGAAGUGUAUAUCAUGGACCAGUCGUGGAGGCAUGGUUGCUUUGCGUCUAGAGGCUCUUCUGGGAUUUACCAAUUCUAUGCUCAGUCCUUACUUACUUCCCCAGGUGUUGCCAGGUGAUCCCAUUGAGAGCAUCAUGAUGCCAUUUGAAACAGCUAGACCUCUACAUGGCACUUUGGAGUUGAAUAGGGUAGUAAUGCGCUUAUAUAGAGAGCCACUUGUGCCUAUUAUAGAUGACUGGGGAAGCUGCAUUGGGCUGUUACACCGUGAGGAUUGUUGUGAGAUGAAUGCCCCACUUUCAACAAUGAUGAGAAGUCCACCUCCUUGUGUUACAACGACAACAACUAUUGGUCAUGUAGUCGAUUUAGUUUUGGAAAAGAAGUAUAAAAUGGUUAUUGUUGUAAAACAUAGCAACUUGAACGGCACCACGCAUGGGUCUAGGGCAGUUGGUGUUUUUACUGUUGAACAAUUAUAUAACCUCGUAACACCUGUACCAGAGGUGUUGAAACAAAAACACUCAGUUCAUAGAAGUUUAACUAUGUUUUGAUGCCUUUCUCA